Molecule: messenger RNA, 2154 nt
Organism: Lytechinus variegatus (green sea urchin)
Lineage: Eukaryota; Metazoa; Echinodermata; Echinoidea; Temnopleuroida; Toxopneustidae
Product: probable arginine--tRNA ligase, mitochondrial
Exons: 15
Coding region: 66-1829 (587 amino acids)
Biological process (GO): mitochondrial translation; arginyl-tRNA aminoacylation
Cellular component (GO): cytoplasm; mitochondrion
Molecular function (GO): arginine-tRNA ligase activity; ATP binding
Source: RefSeq, a predicted model, not a curated record
AAGCACGAGCGAAGCAGUGCUUGAAUCUAAUGGAUGCAGGUUUUCAAGCCAAGUAAAAUUCAAAGAUGACUUUUAUUAUUCGUAAGCUGAUAGCAAGGAUGGUAGCUGAUGCAACUGCUCGAACAGAGGAUGCCAUCCUUCCACUUUUGACACCAGCACUGAAGGGCAAAAAGAAUAGCCUUGAUCUCAAGCUUGGACUAUCUGUUACGUCCCUGAACUCUGAUGAAGAAGAUGGUUCUCGCUCAAAGCGGCCAGAUUUUAAUGUUCUCAAUGAGAAAGCUAUGCAAAUAGCCAAGAAGAUUACCUGCCCUGAUCAUGUACAAAACAUAAGUGUGGAGAAAGGGGUGUUGUAUUUCUCUCUGGAUCCUCUGUAUGUUAUCAAGCAAGUCAUCCAAGAUGUCUCAGAGCAGGAAGGGCAUUACGGCUAUCAACCCUAUCCUGGCAUUGACAGCAAACUCAAUAUCAUUGUGGAAUACAGCUCUCCUAAUAUAGCUAAACCAUUCCAUGCUGGGCACCUGCGAUCCACUCUCAUCGGAAACUUCUUUGCCAACCUUCAAGAACGUCUUGGCCAUAAUGUCACCAGGAUCAACUACCUUGGGGACUGGGGUACUCAGUUUGGUAUUCUUGGAGUAGGUUUUCAAGACUUUGGGAAUGAGGAGAAGCUGAGGGUGAAUCCGAUUCAACACUUGUAUGAGGUUUAUGUAGCAACCAACAAGGCAGCCCAGAAUGAUCCGUCCAUCUGGGAAAGAGCUAAGGACCUCUUUAGAAGAAUGGAACAGGGAGAUUCAGAUGCAUUAGCAAUGAGACACAGAUUUCAGGAAUUGAGUAUUGCAGAUUACAGAAGAACAUAUCAGAGACUGGGAGUGCAUUUCGAUGAAUACUGUAGUGAAUCCCAAUACAGCAGUGAAGCACAGAAUCUAAUCAACACCCUCAGGGAUGGAAAUCUACUUACUACAUCAAAGAGAGGAACGGGUGACAUUAAUCUCUCCGACAUCUGUCCCAGGUUCCCUGUUGCCACCCUUGCUAAGAGUGAUGGAUCAUCUCUCUAUCUUACCAGAGACAUUGCUGCCGUCCUAGACAGGAGGAAACGUCAUACCUUUGAUGACAUGUACUAUGUAGUGGACAAAGGUCAAGAAGGUCACUUUGAGCAGCUGAAAGGAGUGUUGAGGAAGAUGGAUCAAGACUGCUUUCAAAGAAUCCACCACAUCAAGUUUGGUAAAGUUUUAGGAAUGCAGACUCGGAAGGGAACUGCCAUCUUUCUGACUGAUAUCUUAGAUGAAGCAAGAGAUCGUAUGUUGCAUAACAUGGAACAGACAUCAACAACCAAAGCCCAAGAAGACCCUGAGCGCAUAGCAGAGAUCCUUGGUGUGUCAGCUAUCAUCCUUCAGGAUCUCAAAGGGUCUAUAAUCACAGACUACAAGUUUGAAUGGGAUAGAGUCUUGACUAGUCAGGGAGAUACGGGAGUCUUUCUACAGUAUUCUCAUGCAAGGCUUUGCAGCAUUGAGGAGCUGAACAGUAUACCAGAGCUAUCCUCUCAUGAUGAUAUAGAAUGGAAUCUGUUAUGUGAACCUGAAGCUGUACAGUUAGCCUGGUUUAUCAGUCAUUAUGAUGUUGCAGUUAGGAGAGCAGUCUUUGAGAGGGAACCUAAAGCAGUGGCCCAGUAUCUACUACAGCUAGGACAUUUAAUUUCCAGAGCAAACAACAAACUCAAAGUAAAAGGAAGUCCAGUUAAUGUUCAGAGGGCAAGACUUGGACUAUUCCGAUCAGCUAGAAUAACCUUGGCCAACGGGAUGAAGCUAUUGGGCAUGACACCACUUAAUAAGAUGUAGAAAAUAGCACUGAGACCGGUAACACAAGACUGUUCAAUUGAUCAUUCAAUUGAUUUUUUAUUAUUGAUUAUAAAACAUCAAUCAUAAACUAAUACUUACCGUGUAUUGUCCAUAAUCAGUCAACACUUGACUAUGUACUGAACAAACAUCUCUCUAAUACUACUACAUUACAAAAAAAAGACAUGUCUUUACUGUACUCUUAAAUGAUUCCACCAAUGUAAAAGACUGUAUAUGUGCUGAAAAACUAUUCCACAGUUUGGGUCAGAAAAGUCAUUACUAACAACCCCUCUUUUUGAAACAGCUCUUUGAAUGUGUAAGAUCGAAG